This is a messenger RNA of Monomorium pharaonis (pharaoh ant), 4406 nucleotides long. RefSeq lists its product as uncharacterized. The transcript has 2 exons. Bases 3666 to 4283 code for a protein of 205 amino acids. The record is from RefSeq and is a predicted model, not a curated record. NCBI's taxonomy places the organism in Eukaryota, Metazoa, Arthropoda, Insecta, Hymenoptera, Formicidae.
CAUAGAAAUUCUAUCUGAUUGAGUAAGAUCCAAUCAUAAUCUAUCUGUCAUUUUAAGCAGGGAUGUUUUUACAGAGCCAUGGAGAUUGUGCAAAUUGUAAUAUACGGUGUAUCUUCGCGAUACGAAGACCGUGACGCGUGCACGGCUGCAGGUUGCGGUAGUGGAUGACGUAACGUUUCUUAUCAUACAAGGUCGCUAAAAGUUUAUAUUCACGCUUGCCUGGUGGUUUAUCGCGUGUCGGGCAUAAAUGUAGGUCAGUGUGCUCAUCGUGAAGAUCUCGAGGAUACUCGAGAUCAACUUCGAGAAUGUAUCCUGUUGGUGAAUGAGGAGCGAUCGCACACACGUCAAAAUUUGAGACAUCUUUGACCCAUUGAAAUUCUCCAUAGGGCAACGGUUGACACAUUGCCCAUCCGUACAAAUUAUUGACGUCAAAGUACAUAAGUUAUGAGGAUGGUUUCAAUGGGUCGUACGUCUGCAUGUACUUGUUAUUGGCUCGCGCAUGUCUGCCUGAACAUUGACUGAGGCCACCGCGUAUACCGCGUUCUAUAAACAUUACCAAUGUCAAUGUCAGUAAGCAGUUCGAAAGUGAUGUUGGUGUAUUUUAACAUAGCAUUCCAUGUGUAUCCGGGGAGAGUGUACUAAAAGAGUGCGGGAUCGAGACCAUAACUUUCUAAGCAUUUAUCGCGGAAAUUUUCAAAAAUAUCAGCUAAUAAUAAAACAUCUGUUUUCAAAUAUAGAUCACUAUAUUUACCUAAUGUUUGAAUGGAGAAUCGCUUACAGACAUUCUCGGCGUGUGUGUAAUCGCUCUCGGAUACAGUAUCAGAGGUCAGGGAACUGAAAAAUAAUUCGCGCAGCGGUAAACACAUGUCCUGCAGCUUGUCCACGCAAUCCACGUACUCGUACGGAAAUACACCUUUCGUGUCAAUAAAUCGAAAUCCUCGUCAGACAAGUGUAAAAAUUUGGAACGUACAAUUUUUAAUUUUUCUUUGUUUAGAAACGAUGCCAAUUUUUCGAGACUAGUAUUUAAAAAUUUAUAUGAAUCUAUAAAGCGUAGUUUUAUGUAAUUGUGUGGAUUUAAUUUAUCGGCUGUGUCUAUGACAUGUUUUGUGAAAGAAAUUUACUUUUCUUUCGUGAUGGGGAGUAUGUCGGUCUUCCCUUUGAACGCAGUGGCUAUUUCCUUAAUAAUGAAAUGUGAAUCGUAUCCAGAUAAAUUAUGAAAAAUAAUUGGCAUGUAUGAUACAUUUCGAUAAUUUAGAUUACAAAGAGAAUGUGCUGGACCGCGGUAACGACCGGUCAGGUGAUCGCGCACCCGCGUAUCGUCUGGCAAACGGCUUAUCGCAGAUAUGACACCGCGUCGUGCUACGGUAUGCCUCCAAUUGUUCCUUCGAUAAUGUUUCCAUAGGGACAUUAGUGGAUAAACGAGUUUUAACAUUAUGCGCUAAUUCUUCGUUUUGUUUCGUGAACCACGCAACGCAAUCUUUAUCGCGGCGAAACCUAUACGUAGAUAACGCGUCGUCGUACGAGCAUCGCACGUAGUAUCUGAUGCUGAAUACUUCGUGUUGUUGAUAUGUGUACGACGCUUGCUCUAUAUCAUGUUGCGUCUUCCGUAGCACACACUCAAGGUCCGCGUAGACGAUAAAAGGUACUCGUUCCUUGUGGUUUACAUUUCGGAAAUUCAACCACUUGUCGUCUUCAGCAGACAGUAUGAUGGCGCAGUCGUUCAUCGUCUGGCAGUCCACAUCAUGUGAUUGCAACCUCUCGCAUGAUGAAAAAUAGUUCAAGCACCUGUAAAAAAUAAUGGAAACAUUUUUAAUUACUUUUUUUGCUAGAUCAUAUGAAUUUUUUAAUAUAUUAUACAUACCGAUCGCAAAUUUCUUGUGUUCCUUUUUACUUAGUUGGGAGCUGACGAGGCGGGACAGAUUUUUUAUCCAUGCAAAAUGAUGUAUGCUGUUUUCGCGCAGAUUUUGCAAAUAUAAUAAAUUGACAUGUUUCUCUCUCUUGUUGUUGGAGAACCGCAGCGGAAGAAUCUUUAGCAUUGCCAUUUCUUUUUUAAUUCCAUAGACGUUAAUUGAUACAUUGUUAAGACUGUCAAAUUUUCCAAUGUCCUUUAGUGUAACGGGAAACUCGAUGUCGUCAAACUUUAGAACUGUUGCAUAAUGCGGAUAUAACAACUCUCUAUCACUAUGUCUUCCGACAGGGUGUAGAGCGGCGACCACAGACCACGCGAAGCAUGCAUGUCCUCUGAAUUAACGUUCACUACCGCACGUUUCGUCAUUAUUUCUCGCGGCAAAACGUAACAUCCUGCGUAUAGAGGAUUGUACUUAUUUAUAUUUAGAGUCAAAUUGAGAAUUCGCGACAGCGCCCAUCCGCUAUCACGUUCUUGAAACUCUUCGAGCGACGUUAAUGUGGGCUCGAUAACGCGUCGCUCAUAUUACUCGUCCAAAUCUGACGCUUGAAAUAAUUCACAAUUUUUAAUGUUUAUACUUUUGUUCGCACGUUUAUUACCCGUUACAAACAUGCCGUUAAACGCAGUGUUCACUUUCACACUAUUGUGUUUUUCUAGAGCGUCCCGCACUCGCUCAAGCACUAUACCGCCUGCAUUUUCUAAAAACGUUCGCGGUUCAAUAUAGUUUGUAUUUAUCACCACACCUGUCUGAAUGCGAUUCUCGAACGCUGCAUCUAUUUUCCGCCACACGAGUCUGUCCGCGUUAUUACUAGUGCUCGCGUAAUCACCACCGACGUGCACAAAACGCAUUUGUAAUUGUGUCUUUUCACUCUCAAGUCGCGCGAUCCUCGCAACCAACGAUUGUCUCUGUCCAACGGCGAGCCGGACUGGAUGCUUGACGCGGCUAUGUUCCUCAAGCUGUUGUAUAAAUUCGUCGCAUCGCUGCAACCACAUGAAACACUCGCCCAAGUUAGCGACUCCAUUUGCUUGCUCUAACAGCUCGCGUUCUAUUUGCUCGAAAUGUUCCAUGUUUUUUUAUAAUGUUUUUGACACUUUUUAGCAAUCACAGUUUCGCGUCGCGUUCGGAUCAUCAAAUGUAAUACCAUGUGCUUCCCGACCAGUUAUCACUCGUCACUCGAAUCACUUUCGCGUCGCGUUCGAAUCAUCAAAUGUGAUAUCAUGCGCUUUUCGACCAUUUAUAUAUAUUCUCAUCAUUUCUUUGUUUUAACUGAAGCACUGUCAUAUCAGCAUUAGUACAUUUGCGCUUCACUUUUGCAAGAUUUACAUUUUUUGAAUGCACGAUUUUGAAUGAUCUCAUCAGAAGAUAAGACAAAUGAUUUAUGUACGUGCCUAAAACAUAUUUUGUCACAGCAGCCACACAUCAGCGCUUUUGCAAGAUUCUUCGAAUGUGAUUUUUUUGAACGAUCUCAUCAGAAAAUAUGUAUCAAAUAAUUUGUGUACGUGCCUAAAGCAUAUUUUUACAUCACAGCUGCUAUACAUCGGCGCUGACUUUUGCAAAAUUAACAUUCUUUGAAUGUAUGAUUUUUAAAUGAUCUCAUCAAAAAUAUGAAGAUUAUGGGAUUUGUUCCCACUACUCUUAUUGAGGUAUGUGGAGGGGUGUACAGUAUAAAAAGAGUUUAGGCAUCGGUACCCGUUUGUUACCGGACAGCAAAGGUUUCUGAAACGUUACUGCAAUCGGUGAAAGACGAACUCCUCGAGGAUGAACUAUUACGUUCCGAUCCAGCAAAAUGAAGCGUGUGAUAAACCAACAUUAUCGCAGCCGCGCUAUAUUCCGCGCAUCCUGGGAAGGAGAUAUGCUUUGACUGCUACAGCAUAUAAAUAUUUGGACAUCGGAAUCAGGGUGGAAUCUAUGCCCUGUGUAGAAUUAUUGAUUGGUGAUAACCGAAGUCGCAUAGGUCACCUACACCUGACUUAUGCGAUAUGGAAAACGUUCAUCGAGAGACGUGCGGAUAUUGUGCAACUCAUGCAGGCAGCUGUACCUUCUUCAAGAAUUUCGAUUCAUGAUUUAGUUAUAGAUCUCGUAAAUAUACGUAAAGAAAAUAUUGUAAAGUUAACAUUAUAUAAUACUAGUACGUAUAUGAAACCAUCAACCAUACAAUUCUUAUUAGAACUGGAAGAUUGUGUUGAACAAGUAUGCUAUCAAUUGCAUCAAAAUAUUUAUAUUGUUGGUGAAAAAUAUAAACAAUUUGUUACUAUUUUACGUCAAAAUCAUGUCACUAAUAAAAGUGAUGCUGUAAAGAUAUUACAUGAAAAAUAUGAUAAGACGUGUCUCGUAGAUUGUGAGUUAUUGGCUUAUGCAUCCGACAAUAUUGUAUAAUUGUAUAUGAUGCUUUACAAAACAAAUAAAUAAAAAAAGUCUCAUAGAUUGUGAACUUAUGCAUCAGACAAAUAUUGUAUAUGAUACAUUAUGAAAUAAAUAAAUGAAAAAAUUCAUAAAUAA